AACAACAAUAAGAAAAUUGAUGUAAAAGCAAGUUAAAUUUUUGAUUGAACAAAGAUAGGACAGGACAGGACUUCCCUGACGCAAGUGAAUAAAGCAAAAAAAAGGCUUACAUGUUUUGAAUUGGCAAAUAUAUAUGGUUUAAAUUAGUACAAAAUAAAUGCAAACGACAUAAAUAAUUUCUAAAUUUCAAAUAAAUUGUCUUUAUUUCUCGUAUGUGUUUUACAUUUUGUUCUACUUGUGUGCGUAAGCAAACUGAUUUGCCACUUCCCACAAAAUCUCGUAAAAGGUCGGCAAAGUUGAAAUCACAUCCGGAAAAUAUGAAUAACGCAACAUUGUGCAAAUCGCUAAGGGUGCUAAUAUGAUGAGGCGUCAUUUGUCGGUUAAAAAUUUCCGAGUGGACGGUCGCACUAUCAUAUGGUUUUGCUGGAAAUGUAAACAAAAACAUAUGGUUUUACAGCUAAAAGUAAAGAAAUCAACUUGAAGUCCCAACCCGAAAAUAGGAAUAACGUCUCAUUGUGUUGUCGCCUUAAUUGUGUACAAAUCGAACGAACGUUGUUAAGAAGAAAAUAUACAAUAAAAAUUUUACACUUGCGUUAGAGAUUUUGUGUUUCGAUAUUAAUUUGAAUGGAAGCAACAAUGAUUUGUCGCUUGUGCUUAAAAGAGGUUAAUGAAUUUAAAAGUGCGUUUGCCGUGACGGAGAAUAAACCAACCAUGGCUUCAGUAGUCAGAAUUCAUUUCUGGUUUGAGCUGCAACAAAACGAUCCCAUAUCAACAGUAAUUUGCAAUAGUUGUUGGUGUAAGGUUUCCGAUUUCCAUGACUUCUAUAAAAGCGUUGAGGAAGCUCAGAGUCAUCUGGGAGAAAAUGUCACAGUGAAAAUUGAGAACAUUAGCGCGGAGCAUUCCAUAGAAAAUGUGAUGAUUCCAUCAUUUUCAUUGUCGAGUAAACAGGAACCCGAAGUCAAUUUCGACGAAGUUAAUGAUGAAGUUCCUUUUGACAUGACGACGGUUGAAACGCCUAGUACGCGUACAGGUCUCAGAACCGACGACUCCCAUGACAUAUGGAGAAGCCAAAAAAACAGUGAUAACAAUGCCAUUGAGGAUAUCAAAGACAUCAUUGACUAUAAAGAUGAAAUAUUCAGUGAUCAUAACUCCGACCCGGUUAACAGAACAACUUUUGCAGAAAAUGAAGAAAGUAAUAAAGUAACCAUAAACAAAAAAGGAAUAAAUAAAACUAAUAAAUUGUCAGUUAAGGCACAACGGAAAGUCCCGCUAGCACAGAAAAUUCAUUGCAAAAACGGACGUGCAGCAAAAGUGCCUGAAGUAGAAAAGAGCAAUGUCAAAAAAACGAAGGAACUCUCUGAACAAGCUAAAGCUAUUCGUGAACAGGGUUUAGCCUUUGACGGAGAAAUCGCCAAGUUUAUGUCAUUGCAUUGUGAACUUUGUAAAGUAACGGCUACGAAUUUUAGCUCCCUUCAUACCCACAUGCUUGCAGAACAUAAAAUCAAUGGUUACGUGAGAUGUUGUAAUAAGAAAUUUUCGAAACGUUUCGCACUUCUGGAUCACAUACGACAUCAUUCAAAUCCUGAGCGUUUCAAAUGUGAGCAAUGCAAUCGUGUUUACGCUAAUCGAAAUUCAAUGCGCACUCAUUUCCUUAGCAAGCACAAAAACGACAAAGAGAAAGUAUUUACUUGUUCUCAGUGCCCUCAGAAAUUUUUCAAAAAGUAUUUACUAAGAAAACAUGAACUGUUCGGGCAUAGUGAUCAUAAAAACGCCUGCAUAGCCGUCGAUGAGGAGAUAGCCAAUUUUAUGCCAUUGCGUUGUGAGCUGUGCAAUGAGGAGUCUACCAAUUUUACAGCUCUUAAAGGACACAUGCGUGAUGAACACAACGUCAAAGGCUACGUCCGAUGUUGUAAUAAGAAAUUUUCUGAGCAUGGUUUACUUGUUGAGCACAUACGCGCCCAUUUAAAUCCUGCAUGUUAUAAAUGUGAAGAAUGUAGUCUUGUCUUUCCCGAUCGCCAGUCUAUGCGCAAUCAUUUCCUUAUGGAACACGGAAAGAUGGAAGAUAAACCCUUUGCUUGCUCUCUGUGCUCUAGCAAAUUUGUUACAGUAUAUUUGUUACAUCGACAUACAGCAGUUGUUCAUGGUGACCAUAGCAAAACCUGCAGCAGUUGUCGGAAAAAAUUUGAAACUGCCGCUCAAUUAUCGGCUCAUGUUAAGGAACAAUGCUUAUGUGAUACAUGCGCGGAAGUUGUAUGCGGCGCUGCUGCCCUUCAACAUCACCUAUUAAAACAUAAGAAGAAUUAUGUUGAAAUGGAAGAAGAAGAAUGUUCAUGAUGUUUGCAACACGACGCCGCUCCGACAACUUAAUUAAUUCGUAAAAAUGGUAUUCUCGAUACCUUCUUAAUCCCAUGAUCCUCAAUUCAU
This is a messenger RNA of Glossina fuscipes, 2424 nucleotides long. RefSeq names its product transcription factor grauzone-like. Bases 625 to 2334 code for a protein of 569 amino acids. The transcript has 6 exons. NCBI's taxonomy places the organism in Eukaryota, Metazoa, Arthropoda, Insecta, Diptera, Glossinidae. Gene Ontology annotation, biological process: regulation of DNA-templated transcription. Gene Ontology annotation, cellular component: nucleus. The record is from RefSeq and is a predicted model, not a curated record. Gene Ontology annotation, molecular function: zinc ion binding; DNA-binding transcription factor activity, RNA polymerase II-specific; RNA polymerase II cis-regulatory region sequence-specific DNA binding.